AGGAAAAGAAGGAUGGUGGUGUGUGAGCUAGAUUAGAUAAUGCAGUGCGCACAGCGCACUAGGGGGUGGUUGGGCCUCUCUUCUCACUGACUACUGCUAGCGGCCGGCGCCAAGCCAAGCGAAGCCGAAGCCCCCUCUCCACUCCACACCAUCCCGGCUUUCUUCGCCACCUACUCCCCCCCUAACUUUUGGAAGGGUGCAGCUGCUGCCCGCUGCAAGAACACUCCAACAAGAAGCAAGCAACGAGGGCACAACAAUCAUGUACUCGAAGUUACGGUCCAGUCUUUUGGAGUCUGCUGCUUGCCUGCCUGUACGUAGAUAAAGACAUGCAUUUAUAUACAUAUACCUGGUUGGAGCUGGUGUGGAAGCAAGGCGUCACCCUUUGGAAAAACCAGACGCACAAGGCUUUCCUGUUGCAACAACCAAUCCACCAUGCCCUCGCGUGCACUGCUCCUGUGUACAACUCUCGCAAGCUACAAAACUGCAAGUUAUUAACGACUUGCCGCUGCUUGUGUUCUUCUUCCAGCCUCUCUGUAACUGUCAGGAUCAUCUGAAACGUAUACUAUUUGUCUGCAACGACAAGUCGGCAGGUACUUGGUUUAAUUUCUGUGAUGGAGUCGGCGAGGUUUCAGUACAGCCCAGACCAACGCGGAGGAGCAGAGGACGAAGAAGAGUGCAGCAGCCAUCUGGAGCUGGAGCUGGAGCUGGAGCUGGAGGUCCCUUGUUUCUUGGACAUCUACGUGCACCACGCGCGCAACAUCCACAACAUCUGCAUCUACGCCAACCAGGACGUGUACGCCAAGUUCGCGCUCACGUCCGCGCCCGACCACGCCCCCGCGCUCUCCACGCGCGUCGCGGCCGGCGGCGGCGCCAGCCCGCGCUUCGACGAGCGCCUCCCGCCGCUGCGCGUCCGCCGCGGGAGGCUCGGCGUCGACGUGCUCAAGUGCGAGGUCUGGAUGCGCAGCUGUGCCAAGCCCCUGCUCGAGGACCAGCUCCUCGGCUUCGCGCUCGUGCCGCUCGCCGCCGUCGCGGCCGCUGAUGGCGCGCGGCUCGCGCAGGACUUUGAGCUCUCGUCCACCGACCUCUUCCACUCGCCCGCCGGCACCAUACGGCUCUCUAUCGCCCUCUACUCAGUGCUUCCCGGCGACGCAUGUCCACCGCCGGAGCGCAGCGCCGAGACGUCGAUCACGUCGGAGGUGGUCAUCCUCGAUCCCGCGCCGCCGGUAGACUACUCGAGGAUCGAAUUCGAUGACCUUAACGUGGCGAAGGAAAACGACGCCAUGGUCGUGCAGUACCUGCCGUUCUUGCACCUCGGGGAGGUGCGGCUGCCGGAGGCCAUGGAGGACUGCGAGAUGAACACGAGCCCGCACGGGGAGAAGACAGCGUCCUCGGACGGAAGCAAGAAUGCUUCGACGACCAGCACGGUCAGCGACGACAGGGUGAUCUCUUCUUCCGCCGAGGUGACGAUAGAGAAGCCACGGCCCGAUGUCGACGAGUCCACGGCGCCCAUGUCCUGCCGCUCGCAGGACACGCCGACGUCCAGAAGCGGGAAGGACGGAAAGGAGAAGGGCGACGUGUUCAAGUCGCCCCUGGGGGACAUCGACAUGGAGGCGGAGCAGAGCGCGAUGCAGCGGCAGAUCAUGGAGAUGUACAUGGAAAGCAUGCGGCAGUUCAGCGAGUCGCUGGCCAAGAUGAAGCUGCCGAUCGAGCUCGGCUGCGGCGACGGGGUCGUCGUCCAGAAGGAGGAGAAUCCUGACAGCGAGGUGAAUCAGCAGCAGCAGCAGCAGGUGAAAAAGGAUGGGGCAAGGGUGUUCUAUGGAAGCAGAGCUUUCUUCUGAACAAAAUUUGCAGAGAGAAAACAAUCUCUUCUUGCAAACGUAUCGAGUUCGACACAGCAUUCAACAUGCAGUUGAAUCAUUACUUAUUAGAUUUUGCUUGGCAAUGAUAUUGUUAACUUAAUUCCUUCAUCGAAAGUACAAAUUGCACAAUAUAGUGGAGAGUAACAGGGUUUUGUUUGGGUAGCUAAUCAGGCAAGAUUAUUUGCUUGGUGAGGUUUCUUCAUGACUACUAGUAGGCUUUCUUCAUAAACUCUGAGAAGCCAGAUAAGUGUGCGAAGUUAAAGCAUUAAUGAACUGUGAGAUGGCAAGAGCUUAAAGCUAUUA
This is a messenger RNA of Phragmites australis (common reed), 2162 nucleotides long. RefSeq lists its product as uncharacterized. The record is from RefSeq and is a predicted model, not a curated record. Lineage: Eukaryota; Viridiplantae; Streptophyta; Magnoliopsida; Poales; Poaceae. The transcript is spliced from 2 exons. The coding region runs from base 612 to 1838 and encodes 408 amino acids.